GUGGGCGGGAGAAUCUGUCUUUGCGCUACUGUUCGCACAAGAUAGAUGCUUAGUAAAUUGGUUUUAUUAUUUGUGAUGCCAUAAUCAAGCCAUGUUGCCGUCGCAGUUCGUUUUGAAAUCUUCAUUACCUUAGUGGUCUGUGAUGUAAAUGUGAAUGCAAUCAUGGUCAAAAUUAUUUCCCUUUUAAGGCCAGUGAAAUUUCACUGAGUCCUAGCUAAAUCAUCCGACAAUUUCGUCACUGAAUAUCGGCCACAUCACGAGUAGAUACGCUGUGCUCAAGUCUUACAACCGCUAUUCACUUUAGAUCAGUCACUCAUCCGAAGCUCCCAACUUUGGGGAAAAACCCCAACGUUCAAGGAAAUUUUGGAGUUCUUGUCCCAUUUCAACAAAAUUUCUCGUAAAUUUCCCCAAAAUAGGUAAACUUUUCCCCAAAAUUGCGAGCUCGGGAUCCCUUAGGCUAAAUAGAGUUUUGGCAUUAGAACCGAUGUUAGUUCGUGAUGAAAACUGAAAAUCUUAUUCUUAACCAUAACCAUCAAGUAAAAAUCAUAAUUCUAAGUCCUCAUACUGGCUUAUAACUCUCAUUCAGUCCUGGUUAUUAGGUGGACACUCAAGGUCUCUAACGCCGGUCAAUUGACAGUCUAUGAGUUGCCUUUAACGGUCACAUAAUUUUCUAACUCAUGACUCACUAGCGUUUCAUAGAUCGUGGUAAACAUAGUUGUAUCUAACUGGGCAAAAACUCCUUAAUGCGUGUAACACCUAAAACCGUUUAUUUGUGACUACACGUCAGUGAGCCGUGGUCUUACGAUUACGGUUUACUGUUGCCCAUAAGUAAUUGUGGGACAGAAUUAAAGGCUACGAACGUUUAUGUACCCACUCUGGACAUCGACUGAAAAAAAUUUGCGCCAGUGUGAUUUAAAACUUUGGCUGUCUAAAUACCACAAGUGACUUCCAUGCCUCACUAAUCUACUUUGCAUAUUUUUUUGGUUGACAGAAAGCAUUGACACUCUUAUCAGUUGCUGUAAGGAAACACUUUUUUAUGCUAACAUCAGUCAACUGUCUUAUUUCCUGUUCCAUGACUUUCAGUUUAUAGCCGACUAUGAAAAAAUGGCGUAACACAAUGUAUAACACUAUUUGCCAGACAAAUCAAUGACGUGUUGUAGAAGUUGCAAUGAAAGAUGUCUGGAAAAUGGAAUAUGUAAAUAACUGAAUGAAUAUCUCUCAACCUCUGUUAGUGAAUUAAAGCCAGUUGUUGUGAAUCUUUUGAAUUGUCUACAUACAGUGAUAAUAUAUCCGACCAAUCUGUCGUGGCAAAUUGGUUUAUGAAAACUGCUUCAAUUUUUAGAGGAUUUACUGUUUUUGCAUUAAAAGUGAUCUUAAGCUCAUUUGAAAAUCCGCAAGUUCCAAAGAUGUCAAUUAGUCAGAUAGUCUUCGGUUGCGGUCCGCUCGAUAACGUCGAUGAUUGAUUAAAGGUGCUAAAUAGAAUGACUUAGAAAUUAUCAAAAUAGCUCAAGUAUGUGGAUUCUCUGUCUUCCUCUAGACUUUGGUUUCCAGCAUCUCAUGCCUAUGUUUCCCUCUUGUCGUCCCAAAUCAUAUUUCAAAUGCUUAGUUCUUAUAAUUACAAUUUAUACUACAUUGUUUCGAUUUUUUAGUUAUUCAUCUUGUUACUUUCAUUUCAUUGUGCUAAUGUGUUCGCUUUGGCCCAGUGCACGUUUAUGCCGACUCUACGUUGAUUAUGGGCAAAUAUUUUUAUUUAUUUAUUAUUUAUUUGAACACAAAUAUUGGUCCAAGAGGGCACCAAAUAUAUAUGCGCCAAAUAAAAUGAAAAUAACGAUGGCCGAAUAACAUGGUAUUUUGCUCCACAAGGUUAUAAUGAUAUGUGUUUAGCUACGACGGUCAUGUAUAUUUCGUGUAAUUUUUUCAGAGAUCUUUCCUUCAUGUCCUUGAAUUUCGCUACUAUUCUCCGUUAGUUUUUAGUCUGCUUGUGAAAUCUUUGUUUUAUUGGCAAAUAGCUAUUUAGUAGUUUAGUUGUAUAAAAAUUAUGUAUCAAAUAUAUUUUACGAAUCAAUGGACAAGUGAUUUUGACACAUUACUUAGUUUUUAAGGUAUAAAUAGUAGUACUUGUUUUCAAUUCGUUUCCAUUUUUAAUAAAAGAGAUUUAUGUGACUUUACUUUGAGGCUUCAUCUAAAUGUUCCAAGGGUUAAUAGUUUUCUGAAUUUUGUAUUUAUUUCUUUUCAUUUACAUCCAUUUUAUUGAUACCAUACAGUUGUCGUAUCACCUUUGUAAUGUCAUUGGACUUUAGUGGUACUCUUCCCAAAUACUGCUUGUCCAGAAGUUUUGGCCAAGUGGGAUAUUUUGUUGGCUGUUUUAGAUUUGUUUUCUGAAGAAAAAUAAAGCUUAUCCUAAUUAAUGAUUAAUAUACCGGAUUCAAUCCUAGAGCAAAUUUUUAUUUAUUUGAAUUGGAAUGAACGUUCACGAGCUGCUCGUGUGUGUAGAAAGUGGUAUAAUGUGUUUCAAUCCCCUGUCUUGUGGAGGAAAAUCGUUUUUAAGCCACCGUGUCGUCGACUAACAAAACUUCAAUAUGAUAUUAAAGGCUAUCGUUUGUCUUGUUGCUUAAAGGCAAUUGGUUGCCAUAUUCGCAGCUACAAGUUUUUGAAAACUGAUGACUUGUUCCUACUUAAUCGAACGUUAAAUCUUGUUGCAAAGUUUCUUGAAUACAGUUUCAAAUUAGAUGUACAGAAGAAUGAACCUAAUAAUGCCUGCGAUUCAAAUGGUAAUGAAUAUAGUGACCUACCUAAAGAAAUUGAAAACUUAUCAUAUGGAAAUCCGAACAGUAAUGUAAUCCGUGAAACAGACUAUGGACUUGCUGGUUUCAUCAUUGAAGGUGACCCAGAUGCCGAAGCUACGCUCAGGCUAAUAUUUGAGCUACAAGAGCCUGAAAUUCAGGAUUUUUCAACUGAUUUAUCCUCUGAAAAUAGUCAAGCUGAUUUAUUCAAUGAUUUAGAGCAAUUUCACUCGCAUAGAAUGUCUUCUAUUAGCUAUCCUCCAUCUCAUCGUUAUGAUUGUAGCAGCUUCAAACGCAGUAAAAGCUCUCAGUAUCCCUCACCUGUGUCAAAUUUUUCAGCUUUUCACCACCCACCUAUUGUUCAUUCUUUUGAAUUGGAUUUUAAUUCUGAAGUCGAUGAUUCGCGUGGUCUUGUUUAUGGAACUGGUGGUGCGUUGCUUAGAACGAUUAGCCGAGUGAUACGUCAGUUAAGUGAGCUUCAUCGUCUCCACCUAGUGGAUCUUUUCCUUGUUUCCAAUGACGCCAGACAGUUAGUUUGUGAAAUAAGUGAUGUUGCUUCACAUUGUCUAACUGAUCUCAAUCUUGUUCACUUCCAUAAGUCAUCUGUCAAUGCAAUAACCGCAUAUCAUCGUGAGUAUAUGCCAGGUUUUGCAAAUUCGGUCUCUGAUGAACAUCAAACUACUAACAACGUUUCCAAUAACAAUAUCCACCAAUGUUUCACUGAAGAUUGGUACCUUUUGGAUCCUCGUUGGCUUAGUGCUCGAUCUCAACGGACCAGCGAUAAUCCUUUGUGUGAUUUGUCUAGUCUUUUCCCUAAAAUUAUACGUCUUACUUUGAGUCCAACUCAGUUAACCGGUUCAAUGCUUCUUCGACUCCUAUAUCAAACUUCGUUGCAUCAAUUAUCUUUAAUUCAAACUGAUUUGACUGUAUUUACCAUACCUCAUUCUGAAAAUUCUGCUGUUCAACGAACUAUUUCAUAUGAUUCUGAUGAUUUAAGUAUGGGAUUUAAUGAAGAUCAAAGUUUUGAUCCUAGUGAUUCAAGCAUGCUGGAUUUGAUUGAUUGGACUGAAGAUAUUCCACGUAUUCGAAGAUAUGGAACUAAUCAAGAUACAACAUCAGGUUGGAAACCAAUACCUUCAAACGUGUGGCGUGCUGCUCUUAUCCUAUGUCCACAUCUUACCAUUCAUUUGAAGCUGGAAUUAGUUGAAGAUUUAACUUGUUUACGGUGGAAAAGUUCUUCAUCAUCUGAUAAAUUCAAUUCAAUUCAUAAUUUACUGUCUUAUUGGCCCGUUCCUCCUGCACCGGUCACUUCAAUCACAUUGAUUCUAACUGGAGAACCUGCAUUUAUGGCUGGUUUAUUAAGUCCACAAAAUACAAUCAAUCCUAUAUCUUAUUCACAAUCACUUACAUCAUUGAUAAUAUUAUUGGAAAAUAUACCUUCUGAAUUGAAUAUAUCUGGAUCAAUUAAACGAUUUGAUGAAUCAUGUAAAGAUAAUCAUUCAUAUGGAUUAGAUCAUGUUCUACAAGAUUUGAUUAAAGCCUGUCCACAUCUUAAUCUACUAGCUCUUGGUGGUUCAAGUGCUUAUGUGCAUAUUUUAACCUUAUUGGUAAUAUGUCGUCAAAGAAAUCAAUGUUGUAAUUCUAUGAGUGAAUGUAAAUACAGUCCAUUACAAUUAGUUAUCCAAAAAGAAUGUUGUCAGUUAGAUGGUGUUUGUCCAUUAACUGUUCCAGCUACAAUAUCUACAUGGUAUAAUGCAAUGAUGACUGAAUCGAUAUCGUCUAGAUUAAGAAUAGCAGAGUGUUGCAUUUGUACUGCAUUAGGUCAACGUCGAUGGCAUUUUUUAACAAAUUCAGAAUUUCAUAAUCAACUUAGUAAUUAUUUGUUAUAAGUUAUUUAUUUACUUAUUAUCUAUUAAUGAGUUGUUUUUCCUUUUGUUAAACAAUGUUUUCCCUUAUCCUACUCACCAUUUUUGGAUAAUUUUAAUUUCUCUAAUUUUUUUUCAUCCCUUUACUUGUACUUUGUGUUUUGCUUAUCCUUAGUCUUUCAUAAACCAUCUUUGAAUUUUUUAACAUAGACACAAAUAGAAUGAUAUUUGCAUGAAUGGGAUGAUUUUUUAAUUUAUCCUAAAUAUAUAACGAAAAUUUAAUGUUAUCACUAAAUAUUAUUGAAUCAAUUUGUCAGUUAAAUUGUAAUUGGAUUUUUGCAUUUCUUUUUACCUUUGUGCCUUCCUUUUUGGUUGAUUAAUCUUUGAUUAUUUAUUAUGAUUUCAGUCUGAAUAUUUAUGCUUAUUAAAAAGAAAAUUGUAUUGUGGUUUUCUA
Molecule: messenger RNA, 5102 nt
Organism: Schistosoma spindalis
Lineage: Eukaryota; Metazoa; Platyhelminthes; Trematoda; Strigeidida; Schistosomatidae
Source: the annotation of a GenBank genome assembly